CUUAAAUAGCUAAAUGCAGGAGCACAAACGAAACUCAUAUUCUUCAGUUGAGAUAUACUCGUACUAGUAAGAACAUAAAGAACACAAGAGAAGAAGGGCAGCAAAUGUGAAUGAUUGUAGCAUAAUUUGAUUAUGGGGAAUUCAGAGCUACUCAAGACUUAUAUGUUUUCUAUUGUGGUUAUAUUUGCGAUUUUCUCCACACCAACUUGUUUCGGGUUUACUGAUCCUACUGAUGUGUUGGCAAUAAAUAGUCUAUAUGCUGCACUUGGCUUCCCUCCUCUUAUGGGAUGGGUAUUCGUUGGAGGAGACCCAUGUCUAGAAGGUUGGCAAGGCAUCCAAUGUGUAAAUUACAACAUAACUGGAAUAGUCCUUAAUGAUGCGAACUUAGGAGGUGAACUUGCUCAGAAUUUGGGAGCUUUCGCUUCAGUCAUACAAAUAGAUUUGAGCAAUAACCACAUUGGAGGCACUAUCCCAUCAGAUUUGCCGCUUACAUUAAAGACCUUCUUUCUCUCUGGGAAUCAACUUAAGGGAAGCAUACCAGAGUCUCUGUCUAUGUUAAGUCAAUUGACAGACUUGUCUUUCAACAACAACCAUUUGAGCGGGGUCAUUCCGGAUUCCUUUCAACAACUUACGGCCUUGACUACUUUAGAUUUGUCUGCUAACAAUCUAAGUGGCCCGUUGCCUCCUUCGAUGGUGAACUUGUCAUCAAUUUCCACAUUGCACUUACAGGACAAUCAUCUUACUGGUGUACUUGAAUUCUUGCGUGAUCUUCCCUUAAUUGAUUUGGAUAUCGAGAAUAAUCUUUUCUCUGGGCCAAUACCCCCGAGACUGUUGAGCAUUCCCAAUUUUAGAAGCAAUGGAAAUCCUUUCAAUACAACCAUUAUUCCUUCACCACCGGUCUUAUCUCCUUCAUCAUCAACAACAGAUGAGACACAACCUCCUGAUGUAAACCCGAGAAUUCAAGCAUCUGGUCCAUCUUCUUCAGAGCUACCACACUCUUCUGGUCAACAAAAGUCUCAAGUGGCUAAAAAACUCUUGUGGGUUGCCGUUGGUGGAUUAUUGAUUCUUGUUUUACUUACACUGGCACUUUGCUUCCGUCUGUCAAGAUGGCGUAAAGAAAAGUCAACCAUAAAAAUUGGAGAUCAAAUGAAGAACUCUAUGCCAGAUGUGCCUUCUACAAAUACAUCUCAUCAUAAAGACAAUAAAGCUCCAAGGUCAGAAGUCAAAGAGGAAAAGAUAGAAACAAUUUCUAAGAAUCCCGCACCGCCUUUUCCUCCCCAACUUCUUGCCCGAGAAAGGAUCGUUGUAAAACCAGUGCCAAUUUCAACAUCAGGUGGGAAUACUUCUAAAAAUGUAGAUCUUCCGCAAUCUUUCUCUAUUGCAUCUCUUCAACAAUAUACAAAUAGCUUUUCUCAAGAAAAUCUUAUCGGUAGAGGCAUAAUUGGCACAGUUUAUAGAGCCCAGCUUCCUAAUGGACAGCUACUAGCGGUAAAGAAACUGGAGAAUGCAACUUCAAGGCUAUGGAAUGAUGAAGAUUUCAUGGGGCUGGUGUCAAAUGUAUCAAAGCUUCAAAAUGAAAAUAUAGUUCCACUUGAGGGUUACUGUUGUGAUCAUGGACAAAAACUUUUUGUCUAUAAACACUGUAAAAAUGGGACAUUGCAUGAGGCAUUGCAUUUAGAUGAAGAGAUCCAUGAGAAACUUUCAUGGAAUGCUCGUGUACAUGUGGCGCUUCAUGCUGCAAAAGCAUUGGAGUACUUGCAUGAGGUUUGUCAACCACUUGUUGUACACCGAAACUUCAAGUCUGCAAAUAUUCUUCUUGAUGAAGAGCUUAAUGUACUUGUUUCGGAUUGCGGUUUGGCACCACUAAUACCAUCUAGCUACAUUAGUCUGUUGCAAAUUUCUGGAUAUGGUGCCCCUGAACUGGAGUCAGGAAGUUAUACUUACCGAAGUGAUGUUUAUAGCUUUGGAGUCGUUAUGUUAGAACUUCUCACAGGUCGAAAAGCACUUGACAGGUCAAGGCCUCGUGGAGAGCAAUUUUUGGUAAGAUGGGCAGUUCCUCAGCUUCAUGAUAUAGAAGCAUUAUUGAGGAUGGUUGAUCCCUCUCUUGAUGCUGCAUAUUCGUCCAAGUCUUUGUCUCGCUUUGCUGAUAUUAUUUCUCUUUGCGUUCAGGCCGAACCAGAAUUCAGACCACCAAUGUCAGAAAUUGUCGAGAACCUCUUGCAUAUGACCAAGAUAAACCUUUAACCAUAUAGUCAUCAUUGUUUUUAGCAAUGUCAAGGUAGCAGAGACCAAAUUCUUUGAUUCUAAUUUCUUCAUCAGAUUGCAAGUUUCUGGAUUCUGGUCCAAUGUUAGGAUUUUAGUAACGGUCAUAUUUGUGUGUUUUGUGCACGUAUAACUGUUUGUGUAUGUUGUAGUUGUAUAAUAUUGCAUGUAGCAUGUUAUAUAUGUUUUGUGGUCA
Messenger RNA from Erigeron canadensis, 2458 nucleotides. Its product is annotated as protein STRUBBELIG-RECEPTOR FAMILY 3-like. Lineage: Eukaryota; Viridiplantae; Streptophyta; Magnoliopsida; Asterales; Asteraceae. Gene Ontology annotation, biological process: protein phosphorylation. The record is from RefSeq and is a predicted model, not a curated record. Bases 133 to 2244 code for a protein of 703 amino acids. Gene Ontology annotation, molecular function: protein binding; ATP binding; protein kinase activity. The transcript has 17 exons.